AUGGCGACCCCGCCGGUGACCUCUCACGGGGCGGCGGGACCGGAGCCCAAGCAGCUCCCGGAGCUGACCGCCCUUAAGCGAGACGGAGGCCGCCUGAGUGAGGGGGACAUAAAGGGCUUCGUGCGCGUGGUGGUGCACGGGAGCGCGCAGGGCGCACGCCUGGGGGCCAUGCUCACGGCCAUCCGACUGCGAGGCGUGGGUCUGAAGGAGACUGGGGCGCUAACCCAGGCCCUGGCCAACUCUGGGCGAAGGCUGGAGUGGCCAGAGGCCUGGCGCCAGCAGCUCGUGGACAAACACUCCGCAGGGGGAGUGGGUGGCGAGGUCAGCCCGGUCCUGGUACCUGCCCUGGCUGCCUGUGGCUGCAAGGUACCCAUGAUCAGCGCACAUGGUUUGGGGCACACAGGGGGCACCUUGGAUACACUAGAGUCUAUUCCUGGAUUCACCGCCAUCCAGAGCCCAGAACAGGUACCUGUGGAUCUGCUGGAGGGAGUGGGCGGCUGCAUCGUGGGUCAGAGCAGGAAGCUGGUUCCUGCGGAUGGAGUCCUGUAUGAAGCCAGAGACGUGACAGCAACUGUCCACAGCCCGCCCCUCGUCACCGCCUCCCCCCUCAGGAAGAAGGUGGCGGAGAGCCUGUCUUCUCUGGUGGUGGAUGUGAAGUUCAGAGGGGCCGCCACCUUCCCUAGCCGGACGUAGGCCUGGGAGCUGGCAAGAGGACCGGUUGCUGCACGGGCAGGCCUGGGGCUUCGAGUUGCAGCGGCUCUGACCGCUACAGACAAGCCCCUGGGCCGUAGUGUGGGCCACACCCUGGAGGUGGAGGAGGCUCUGCUUUGCUUGGAUGGCGCUGGGCCACCGGACCUGCGAGACUGCCCCGGACUCCCGCCGGCAGGGGGCGCCCUGCUCUGGCUCAGCGGACAGGCGGAGGCCCAGGAGGAGGGCGCUGGCCGGGUGGCUGCGACGCUGGAUGACGUCUCAGCCCGGGACCACUUCGAGCGAAUGCUUGCGAUGCAGGGUGUAGACCCGGGCCUGGCCGGAGCCCUAAGUUCCGCAACCCCUGCGCAGCGCCGGCAGCUGCUACCCCGCGCCUGGAAGCAAGAGGAGCUGCUCGCGCCCGUCGACGGCACCAGGGAACUCAUCCGGGCCCUGCCGCUGGCGCACGUGCUGCACGAACUCGGAGCCGGGCACAGCCGUGCCGGGGAGCCGCUUCGACUCUGGGUGGGCCAGAGGCUGCGACUUGGGACGCGGUGGCUCCGAGUGCACUUGGACAAUCCAGCGCUCAGCGGCCCGCAGCGCCGCGCCCUGCAGGAGGUGCUCGUGCUCUCGGACCGCGAGCCCUUCGGGGACCCCUCGCCCUUCGCUGAGCUCAUCUUGCCGCAGACCAACGGGCAGCAAUAA
Molecule: messenger RNA, 1392 nt
Organism: Phyllostomus hastatus (greater spear-nosed bat)
Lineage: Eukaryota; Metazoa; Chordata; Mammalia; Chiroptera; Phyllostomidae
Gene: TYMP
Product: thymidine phosphorylase
Exons: 10
Biological process (GO): pyrimidine nucleobase metabolic process; pyrimidine nucleoside metabolic process
Cellular component (GO): cytosol
Molecular function (GO): 1,4-alpha-oligoglucan phosphorylase activity; pentosyltransferase activity
Source: RefSeq, a predicted model, not a curated record